This is a messenger RNA of Arvicola amphibius (Eurasian water vole), 1814 nucleotides long. It is a transcript of the gene Ociad2, whose product is annotated as OCIA domain containing 2. Gene Ontology annotation, cellular component: mitochondrial inner membrane. Lineage: Eukaryota; Metazoa; Chordata; Mammalia; Rodentia; Cricetidae. The record is from RefSeq and is a predicted model, not a curated record. Bases 174 to 638 code for a protein of 154 amino acids. The transcript is spliced from 7 exons.
GAGAGACUGCAAGUGGGGGCGGGCUGCUCUUGAGCUAGUGGCACGCACAAGUGCGGGGCGGAGCGAGAGCAGGAAGAAGGAGAAAGGAGGGAAGAAAAGGAAGAUCGCGAAGAAAGUCAUCAGGCCAAGGAGUCUUCAGAGCAUUUGACUGGCAUUGAAGAAAGGACAUCAUCAUGGCCUCGGUGUCCACUCAUGGAAGCCAAGAGAAGAGUCCCCACUUGCCACCGUUUAGCAAGCAGAGCCUGUUGUUUUGCCCAAAGUCAAAACUGCACAUCCACAGAGGAGAGAUUGCCAAGAUUAUCCGAGAGUGCCAAGAAGAAAGUUUCUGGAAGAGAGCUCUGCCUUUUUCUCUUAUAAGCAUGCUUGUCACCCAGGGACUUGUCCACCAAGGUUAUUUAGCUGCGAAUCCAAGAUUUGGAUCGUUACCUAAAGUUGCAUUGGCCGGGAUCCUGGGAUUCGGCCUUGGGAAGGCUUCCUACAUAAGAGUGUGCCAGAGUAAAUUCCAUUCCUUCGAGGAUCAGCUCCGUGGUGCUGGCUUUGGUCCCGAGCAUAACAGGCACUGCCUGCUUACCUGUGAGGAGUGCAAAACCAGGCGUGGAUUAAGUGAGAAGAAAGGGCCCCAGCCAUCUGCUUCCUAAACCCCGGCUGUGCUUUUCAAUGAUUUCUAAACCUCUGAAUCUGUACACAUUUAAACUUUCAAGUGUACUCUAAGAUAAUCUACUUCUAUUGAAACAGAAACCUUGUCCUCGCGUUCCUUUGAAAUGCUUGUGGUGGAAGGCUCUCGGUUGACUUGAGCAUGGCGUAUUCUUCCGUUCUUCGAGAACAUGUUGGGAGCCACCACACACUACCCAGGAAAUAAAGUUACACCCCUCCAUAGCUUAGAGCUUCCUGGGAGAAUUUUGAGCAGCUUCUGGGUAGACUUUCCUGCAAUUCUUUUACUCUGCUUUACUUCUUCCUUCUUCUUCUUCCUUCUUCCUUGUUCUGCUUCCUUCCUUCCUCCCCCUCCCCCUCCUCUUCCUCCUCCUUUUCUUCCUCCUCCUUCUAUUUCAGUGAUUUAAGUUCUCUGGUAGGGAACAGGAAUGAAUGAUGUGGAAGUUAGUCAGGAAGCCACGACCCAAAGAAAACCUAUGUAUAUGGAUCUAGAAAUCCAGGAGCAUUUGCGUUUUAGUGCUAGAAGUCCAUCCUAAAGUCUAGGAGCUGAGAUCUGUAACUCGGUGGGAAAUGUUUCCCACGAAAGGGUCACCAUAUUAAUCAGCUUGUAUAAUCAGGAGCUCAGCACAGCACGGGAGCUGUGAAAGUGCCCGUCACCUGCGGGCGACCUGCUUGGCUCGUGGAUGCAUUCCCAUAGUCAACACUCAAUAGACGGUUCAGAGAAGGAAGACAACUUCCUAAUCUGCUCUCCCAGGGAGCAGCUUACUGGAAGGAGAACCAGAGGACUGAAUUAAUUCUAAAAAUGAGAAACUCUUGAGACUUGUGGGAGCUCAGAGGCAGCCAGCACAAUGGCAUGAGUUCUGUUUCUUCUCCAGACAACCCGUUACAUGGGAAGUGUGGUUCUUCCCUUUUGGAACAUCUUGCUUUAUGGCACGUUGGCUGAGCCCCAUGGAAAAGCUCCCUUUGCAUCUUUGCUUUCCUUGUUUCUCAGGAAAAUGUUCUGUCCACAAGUCACCAUUUAAAUAUAGAGUAUGCGUGUGGGGUGAGGGCUGCUUAUACUCCAUGUAUCUACAAGCCUGGAGUUAAAAAGAAAAUUUCAUCAGAGGUUAAUAUCUGAUGUGAAAUCAUUUCACUUUAAUCAUUAAAAGAUGUGGAGGCUUAUU